AUGGGUCAAUUGCCUGCAUUAAUUUGGACAGUAGCUCAACACACCACAUGUCUACGACACUGCAAGCUCACUGUCAAAUACAUCAAGAAGUUGAGACACAGAGACUUGAAGAAAAUGAUUCGGUCUUUGGUUGAGAGAAUAGUACAGAAGAGUCUCUCGCUGCUUGCGGGCAGAAGAUAUGAGCGCCGCCGGCUGGAUGAAGAAGAAGUGGGAGCAGCAAAUAAUAAGACAGUUCCGGCCGACGUAAUGGACGGCCAAUUCGCGGUUCUAGCCAUCGAAGGUAAAGAAGCGAAGAGGUUUAUCCUUGAAAUAGAUUACUUGGCUGACCCAGAAUUCUUGGAGCUGCUAGAUCGGGCUCGGGAAGAGUAUGGUUUUGGACAGCAAGGAGCUCUUUCAGUGCCUUGCCGCCCUCAAGAAUUAGAGAAGAUUCAGGAGAGUCGCAGCAGGAGAAACUCGCUUUCGACAUAG
Neltuma alba is the source of this 468-nucleotide messenger RNA. RefSeq names its product auxin-responsive protein SAUR71-like. Bases 1 to 468 code for a protein of 155 amino acids. The record is from RefSeq and is a predicted model, not a curated record. Lineage: Eukaryota; Viridiplantae; Streptophyta; Magnoliopsida; Fabales; Fabaceae. The transcript is spliced from 2 exons. Gene Ontology annotation, biological process: response to auxin.